UAACUGGUGUAGUAUAGCGUGGCUGAUUGGCAGCCAAGGGAAAAUGAGCUCAGUAUCUUAUCUCUGAUUUAUGCAAAUGUUUCGUGGCUCAGCAUGCCUCCGUCAGCAGGAGGAACGGGGAAGAAAUCAUUUCCAAGAGGGGAGGCGCUACAAAAGUCUGAACCGUGUCAAAGUUACUGUACCUCGAAACAUUAAUAGAACCAUUGAGUAACUUCUGCAAACAAAACGGAGCACGAGGAGAAAAGGCACGAGCAGUGAGGUCGAUGAAUCCCGCUGAGGCUGUGAAACACGUCUUCCUCGCUACUGAUAAGAAGCCCAGAUGCUCUAGGAUGGAUCAGGCAUUUCCCAGCGAGAGCUCAGCGUCCGACCUGUUCGACCCGGACAGUGAGGAGCUCCAGCUCGGUGUGGACUUCUUUAAGAAACUGGGUUACUCCUCCGCAGAGGUCAAGGCUGCUCUGAGCAAGCUGGGCCUGAGCACAGACACAAACUCGGUGCUGGGAGAGCUGGUUCGGAGCAGGACCGGUGCUGCACCGUGCAUGUUCAGUUCUGACAGUGACGAGAGGAGCACAGCCCAAAAGGACCCUCUGCUGCCUGCCAGCUGGGCUUUUGGACCCUGCAGAAUCACACCGCGACUAGCGGACCAAAAAAACACAGAAUUGAGGCCGAUUGUUAUUGACGGCAGCAAUGUUGCCAUGAGUCAUGGCAACAAGGAAGUGUUCUCAUGUCGAGGCAUCCAGCUCGCAGUCAACUUCUUCUUGGACAGAGGUCAUAAUACUAUUACUGUGUUUGUUCCCACUUGGCGCAAAGAGCAGCCCAGACCUGAUGCCCCCAUAACAGAUCAACACGUCCUGAUGGACCUUGAAAAACGGAAAAUAGUGGUCUUCACUCCAUCGCGCCGCGUUGGUGGUAAGCGUGUGGUUUGCUAUGAUGACCGCUUUAUCGUCAAGGUGGCGUAUGAGUCCGAUGGAGUGAUCGUAUCCAAUGACACCUACCGUGACCUCCAGGGAGAAAGACCCGAGUGGAAGAAAUGCAUCGAGGAGAGGCUCCUCAUGUUCUCCUUUGUCAAUGACAAGUUCAUGCCCCCGGAUGACCCUCUGGGUCGCCAUGGCCCCAGUCUUGACAACUUCCUUCGGAAAAAGCCUCUGCCUACAGAGCAAAAGAGGCAGCUCUGUCCCUACGACAAAAAGUGCACUUAUGGAAUCAAAUGUAAGUUCUACCAUCCAGAGCGGUCAAACCAGUCCUACCUGUCCUUGGCUGAUGAAUUGAGGGAAAAAGCCCAGAUUUCUACUGUAAAAGAAGAAAGAAAUGCCAGAUUAUCACCCAGACAGCCUCAGUCUGAUCCUUCUCACAAUGCCUUUCCCCAUCCUCAAGACUCUAACACAGAGCACACAAGAGACCAGCAAAGUUCUUCACAUCCCAGUCAGGUUCGUGAGAAUACACAGCUGUACUGGGAGGACCCUAGAAAAAGUCCUAAUCAUAAUCCCUGUCCUGUAACAGGAAGCCAGUGUCAGACAGAGUGGCCUGGGCUGCACUCCAUGCCCAGUCAUUACUAUGCCAACAUCUCUCACGAGUACCUGGAUUCUGGCUUUGGCUCUUAUGACAGUCAGUACUCUGACUUUUCUCAUUGCCUCAGCAACUCCCACAGGCUCAGGCCCCAGCAGCUGAAUGCCCUCGCUGGACCCAGACAUGCCCCAGUGCAUUUAGAGAACAAAAACACCAGCCAGCCUUGCAGCUGCUGUUCCCGCGUAGUGCCCUCGACAGUUUACCAGCAGCAUCAUGGAAACCCGGACUCCAAGGGUCAACCCAAGUACGACAGCUACCCUCCUCGCAUGUUCCCGCCGGGUGUGCCACACCAAAACAGCCUCCCCACUCAUCUCCAUUACAGUGGAUCCCCGCAUCAUCAGCAAAAUUACUGGUCAGAUCCAUUUCAGGGGAUGCCCCAAGCCCGGACAUCAUGUAGCGUCCCCUCUUCGGCCCACUCCUCAAACUCCCCCAGCUGCUCUUACAAAGGCCAGCAGUACCAGUCCUGGGGCCCACAGCAUGCAUCGCCCACUGCGUUUGACCCACAAAGGUUAGAGCUCCGCAAGAAGCUGCAGGCCAUCUUCAACCCGCAUCAGGUGGAUACAGUCAUGGAAAUGUUCCCACAUGUGAUGAAUGCGGAGAAACUGGCUGCAGAGAUCCUCAACCUGAAGGCUCAGAGGGGGAUAUUCUGAUCAUUUCUUUGAUGAUAAUCUUCUCGUUUGCAUCCUGUUCAGUCAGAACUAACAUCUCUAUCACAGCAAACAAGGAAUCUCUUGAGAAGCUUGAUAGUAUAUAACUGAGAUGUUUCAUUCUGUGUAAUGUGCCAUUACAGAAGAGCGGUGUGCCUUUAUAUUUAUGUACGGUUAAGACAAUCUCUUCUAUGCAUUUGUUUGACAUUGUAGUCAAAUGUUUGGAUGGAAAGUGCCUCUAGACCAAAAAUAGCUAUAACUAGAGUUUCUAGAGUUUUGACUGUUGAUGCAUAUUGUGUCAAAUGUUAUAUAUUUUAAUCGUUUAAAAUAAGACAUUUCUGUACAAGUGUUAUUAUUUUAUUUGACUAUUGACUAUAUCUCACUGUAUUUCACCAGAGCAGUGUCUUUGUCAACAUUAUCUCUGUGAGGUGUAGCUACAUAUUUCCAUAAACUGUGGCCGCCCAAUGCAUUCAGUUGGUGUCAAUCCAGAGGAUCCAGUCACCAAAAUGGUAUUUAUAAUAAAUCAUAAUCUAACAAGGAAACUAAGAAGAUAGCUUUUAUGAAAGCAAAAGGAAGUACCUGUUGUGUCAACACCCUUUCUUGUAAAUCGGCAUCAGUUUCAUGAAACGAUCUCGGAACAAGUGUUGUUGUUGUAACUCAACACGUGUAUUUGGGUCACUGUGCAAUUUAAAAAACGGUGGAAUUGUGUUCUCAUGAACAAGCAGGUGUAUGUUCUCUUAGAAAAUCACUGUACAAUAAAUUCAUAGCAAGCAUGCUAUAUAAAUAAAUGCUUUAAAAUAAAAAUA
Molecule: messenger RNA, 3016 nt
Organism: Cottoperca gobio
Lineage: Eukaryota; Metazoa; Chordata; Actinopteri; Perciformes; Bovichtidae
Gene: zc3h12aa
Product: zinc finger CCCH-type containing 12Aa
Exons: 6
Coding region: 264-2213 (649 amino acids)
Biological process (GO): 3'-UTR-mediated mRNA destabilization
Cellular component (GO): cytoplasmic ribonucleoprotein granule; nucleus
Molecular function (GO): mRNA binding; metal ion binding; RNA endonuclease activity
Source: RefSeq, a predicted model, not a curated record